CAUGCGCAGUGCGCUAAGUCAUAUCCUAAAGGGCGGCGUUCAGAACACGCAUAACUGCGUGCAAUUCGGCGGGUCAGAUCUCAAGUUGCCAAGGUCUUCUUUGGGUUCGACGUCUUCAUCUGGCUCCGCUUCGGGCUCUGCUCCCUAUGGCGCCGGCUUGGGUUACUCUUCCUCUGGAUCCGGCCCGGGUUAUGCUUCUUCUGGCCCUGCCGCUGGCUUCGCUCCCUCUGGUCCGACCACGGGUUUUACACUUUCGGCCAUGAAUCAAAGCACCCAAAACCAAAUCGCACCAGCAGCUGCCCAAGUGAACAAUACUCACUUCUACCAAAGCGGCUCCAACAAUCUCGCGGGCGUGCAGGCUGCAUCUUCGCAGGCCAACAUCAUCCCGAACCCGCCUUCAGCACAAGGCCAAUCUGCCUUCCAUGGAGCUGCUGGCACACCCUCCUCCUCCUCCACCGUACCUCAGACGGCAUCUUCCUCCAUUUCACCGGCAUCUGCAAAGAAACCUGCGUUUUCACUGUCCAACUGUUUGCCUACCUUCGCCAACGAAGACGCUUUAGUCAAGCACCUCGCCAAACUGUGGAACGAUGCCAAGGUUAUUGUCUGCAGCUACGAUGAGACCAAGCUCGAGCAGUUCUUCGAAGCUCAAGCUCAAGCCGAACACGGCUUCAAGAUUGCCCUGAAGUUCAAGGUCAAUAUACUCCGGCAACUCAUCAAUAAGCAAUUGGUGCCAGCGCUUGCACUCUUUCGCCAGUACCGCCUGAGCGAGGAGCAGCUCGUCAAGACCGGCUGGGACAUCAAUGCUCUGCGCUACUUUGGCAAUCUCGUGUAUUCUGCCGCGCAGUGGCACGAGGUCUUCGGCAAGAUUGCUUUCGUCGUCCAGGACCUGUUGCGCAUGCUGUGGCGGCCCAACAACAUCCAGAUGGACAUCGACGACACAUGUCCUGAGCAUUGGUACCAGACCAUCGAUGCGAACAUGCAGAGCAUGCCUCGUCUCCUUGCUCAGUGGCGGCACAACUCCGGAAAGUUCGUUCCUACUGAGAACGCUUUCGCCAAGCGAGACUUGGAGAUCACACUCAAGCACGCCGUCGACUGCUUGCAGGUUCUCCAAGAGUCCCAUCCGGAUGUCAACCCGGAAAAGCUUUGGAAGCGCGAGAAGCUGGUAGAGACAAUUUUCGUCCUUGAACAAAUUUCGCGCGACAUGAACUUCGACUACAUUGUCGACGAUCUCCUGCAAACCGCCGAAAAGCUUCUCCAGGGUUACGAUGCCACCGUUGACGUGGCCAAGCAGCGGCGUGAGCAAUACCUCGCGGUGUUCAGGGAGCAAGGGCGUGAGUUCCAUUUUCUCACGGAGGAGCUGGCCAAGCAGCAGGAGGUACGGCAAGAGGAUCUCGAGCUGAUCCACGAUUGGUUUGCCCGGUUCGCAGAGACGUCGGACCGCCUCCAAGGUUCUCUUCACAUCGACGAGGAUGCUCAGGGGUACUGGAACGUGGGCAGGCUCGACGAGCUCCGCUCGUACAUGCGGCAGAUGGCACACCUCAGCAUAUCCGAGCAUUACGAGCCUCUGAUGAAGAACGUGGAGAAGGUCUGGAAGAUCUUCAACUGAGUCAGAGGCGUGUACCACAAGCCUGCCGUCAGUAUCCGCGAGCUUGUCCAUGCCCUCAGCAACGCAACCAUCUUGUUCGUAUUGCCAAUUGAGAAACCGCAAUUAGGUACUCAUUUACCGCCUAUUGAGGCAGAUUCAUCAUCUUCUCUGCGUCAUCCAGCUGCACAAUUCUGUUCAAGCAUUGCAAUCCUUCUCUACGCUCUUCUCACAUUGAAAUCCGUAUCUCCAACAACACGACAAGCUACGAGAUCGAAGCCACGCUCAAAAGCUACUGAUACGAGCUGCGAGAACCUUUUCUCUUUUAUCUUUUUAGCCUGACACACCCCAAUGGCUUCAUUUCAUCUCAGACUCUACAACAAUCGCGAGACGUCUAGAUUCAAUUCCCGACCUGCAAACUCACCAUACCAUAUCGACACUACUAUCCCGGAACGCACGAGGACAACGACAAUCGCAAACUGCCAACGCAGCAUCACGAGCCCCAAGACGUGAUACAACUGCUCUAUUCCCACCAGUCACUGCAGUCGUCUCGUGCGCCACGUCCACAUUCAAGCCAUGAUAUCCGACAUCUUCAAACCCAUGAGAUCAAAGCCACGCUCUACAAGCCAAUACCAUGAGCGGCGAUCACCCAUCCCUCUUCUCCACCACCCACAACAGCUCCAUUCCAAAGUUUCACUAUUUUGUCAUCUUCUCACUUCAUCCACUUCCGCCUUCGCCUCCUCUGCCUCCCACUGCCAUUGCCGUAAGCCAACUGCCAACUGCUACAUGCCAUCCGUCGCCAAAUCGAAUCGCACUCCCAGUUUUUUCGACUCGCAAUUCCAGCAACAUCGAAUCGCACAUUUAAGCAUUCUCGAAUCGCAAUCUUGCAACCGCAAAAGCAUCGAAUUCGCCAUUCUUGCAUUUCAAAAGCAUCAGAAACGCCAUUAUUCAUCGAAACGCAAUCUCCGCAUGUUUCUACGAUUAUCCGCCAUAUCGACGCGUUUUCUCAGGAUCAGAACCGCCAUUUUCCGUGUCUACGAAUAUGACCGAGAACCGGAUCAUCCACACAAAGCAUCGUGAGCGCAAUUCAGCAUUUUCCGCAUCUUCCAGACAGCAGCAUUCACAAUUCUCCGCGUCUACCAAUAUGACCGAGAAUGUGGAUCACUCUCCGCACCGCACGCUUCUUCACACAUCGUUCGAAAACAAAAGCAUCAGCAUCGCCAGCAGUGCACUUCCACGCAUCGUUCAAAGGACCGCACUAGCAUCAUCAGCGCACAUCUUCGCCUCGUUCGAAAACCGCAUUAUCAGCAUCGCAACCUUACAAACCCGCGCGAACGCACUUUUCCGCAAAAACAUCAUCGACGCAUUUCCACGCAUUUCCACGCAUCGCAACAACCAAUAACUCGAAUCGCAAUAUUCCACCGCGUUUCCGUUUUUCACACUUCUUUCUUUGGGAUACAAUGGCAUUGGCAACGCCACAGCAUCCUCCCUCAAUGGCAACAACGAGAUCGAGCGAGCAAGUGAAGUGGUCCUGGCAAGACCCUUCGACUCCUCCCAUCUCCUCGUCUCCUCCAACAAAGGCAUACAUACUACGGCAACAAGAUCGAGCGAGCAAGCGAGCGAACGGUUCUGGCAACACCUUUCGACCCAUCAACUCUCCUCUCUCAUCACGUACUACAAAGGCAUGAGCAGACACUGCGGCGGCAAUCGCAAAUACUGUGGAUGAAUGGUCCUAACAAGACCUUCCACCUCUUGCUUCGCUCUUUCCUCCUACUUCUAUUCCUCUCUCUCAUGAUCGACAACUCCACAAAUGAGAGCAAGCGAGAAGACGAAUAGACAAAUGAGCGAUCAAGUAAUCAUCACAAUGAGAAUGGACAGACAAUCCAUAAGAUGACAACGAACACAACACGACAAGCACAAAACUUACUUCAAAAGACGAGCGAUAGCUUCUCGCAUGGAACUUUUACGUCAACUUCACACUGGGUGGUGUGGGAACAAUACCUCAUGGGAUCGACAUCUCAUGGAGACACAAAUCAAAGAUCAAAAGGAUAUCAACUUGAAAACAACACGGCGACAACCCCUCCUCUAGGGAACAACUCAAACACGACAAUAACGAUAUUGGUGUGCGCCUCUGAGCUCGAGAUCACGGGUUUAGAAUUUAUCAACAGUCUUGCGAAUACAAUACGGGAAUCACAGAUGAAAUAGAAGCUUUUUUUCGGUCGAGGGAUUAAUUCAGGCUACGAGAGAUUGGAGGAUAUGAGUGUUCUUCUUGCACUGGUUUUCUUUCCCUGUGGACUUGUCGGAGACUCUUUUCUUUUCUUUUCUUUAAUCUUGUUCUUUUUCCUGCUUUGCGUUUAACAAUAUGAGGGCCUCUCUCACACUGCAAAUGCGGUUAAGGCUGUUUAGCGAUUGCGACUCGGCCUUUGACUUUCGACUACGGUUGCGGGUUGGGCUGUCGCGAUCUCUUCCAGUUUGAACUGCUCCUGCGGUUUGCUUGGCUCUGCAGCGAUGUCUCUUCUAUUUGCCCUUUUUCUUUGGAACUGCGGAUGUGGUUCAGGGCUGUGAGAUCUUGCUGUUGCUCUGCUUCUGAUGUGUUUUCGAUAAAAAGUGUAUUUUCUCCUUUUCCUGUUUUUUUCUUCUGCGGCGAUGGUUUUGGACUUGUUUAUGCGUGCAUGCAGCUGGAUACUUUGUUUUUUGCUAAUCACAUGUUCGAUUCAAUU
This is a messenger RNA of Periconia digitata, 4302 nucleotides long. The record is from the annotation of a GenBank genome assembly. NCBI's taxonomy places the organism in Eukaryota, Fungi, Ascomycota, Dothideomycetes, Pleosporales, Periconiaceae.